AUGUCCUCCUUUUUCGACGACGAUGAUGAGGAUGAGUCUUUGCCAGUUGCAAGGAGACAAGCAGGACCACCGCAACAGUGGGGCAAUGGCGCCAAAGCCUCCUCGUCGAGGAGCCUAUCAAGAGAACAGAGUCUCGUGUCGGAAUCAUCCUUGGAAGUCGGCGGAGGAGGUACAGGCUCAAGGUCAUUCCUCACUCGGCUUGAAAGUACCAUAUCACCCAGGCGAGGGAGAUAUAGCGAGUCCAUCGGACUUGACUCGGUAUUAGAUGGAGAAGACGCCGCCCACGAUAUCGGUAUUGGACAUGAAGACAACGACGAGUUGGAUUUAGAUUUAGACGAUGAUCCGGAUUUGGACGACGUUCAGCGUAUGUGUAGAGUGUGGGUGAAAGAACGAGGAACGGUGGAUAUCAUGCAGUGGGAGGGAGAUUUGAUGGAUACGUUGUUUGACAAGCUGGAGCAGCAGGCCAAAAUGGUUAACACGCUUCGGUCUGACCCUCAGACAUCAGAGGAAGAACAUUUCAAGCUCGUUCUAGUGCAGACUGAGAUGGAACGAGUCAAAUUUUUGAUUCGGUCAUAUGUUCGGACCAGGCUCAGCAAGAUCGAGAAGUACUGUCAAUAUAUCUUAUCCACUCCAACCGUACAUCCCCUCUUAUCAGGUGCAGAAAUGUCUCACGCCAAACGAUACGCUGAGCUCUUGCACACCCAUUUUCAACAUUCCGUCUUGGACUCUUUACCAGAAUGGCUGAGGGGUAUGGAAGAUACGUACGGAGAUGGCAUGUCGAUGGUCGCCAAGCCGAACAAGAAUGUCCCAGUGUUGAUAUAUUGUCGGAAAGACUGCGGAGAGAUCACAUUGGAAGGUGGAGAAGCCGCUGCAUUGGCCAAAGGGACAACUCAUCUGGUCAAAUACAAUCUGGUGGAGAGCUGGAUCAAUCUGGGAUGGGCAGAGGUCCUAUAA
Messenger RNA from Kockovaella imperatae, 954 nucleotides. RefSeq lists its product as hypothetical. Gene Ontology annotation, biological process: double-strand break repair via break-induced replication; DNA-templated DNA replication. Gene Ontology annotation, cellular component: GINS complex. The record is from RefSeq and is a predicted model, not a curated record. Bases 1 to 954 code for a protein of 317 amino acids. Lineage: Eukaryota; Fungi; Basidiomycota; Tremellomycetes; Tremellales; Cuniculitremaceae. The transcript is spliced from 4 exons.